Molecule: messenger RNA, 1263 nt
Organism: Naegleria fowleri
Lineage: Eukaryota; Heterolobosea; Eutetramitea; Acrasida; Naegleriidae
Exons: 1
Coding region: 1-1263 (420 amino acids)
Source: RefSeq, a predicted model, not a curated record
AUGGAGGGUUCUGCUACUUCAGUUUUGAUGGAUUGUCUGAAUCAUUCAAUAAGCACAACGCCAGGAAUGAGAGAAGAACAACUAUCUCUCAAUGAGGCAGAAGUUAUUUCUCUCGGGAGUAGUACCUCUCCGAGAAGCACGAUGAGCAGCUCCUCCUUAAUAGAAUUAGAUGAUGUUCAUUUACUUCAAAAUACUGGUGAAUCUAAUAUUGUUUUGGACAACUCCUGUGACCAUUGCCAGCUCGUUUUGAUCGAACAUUCUUAUCAAAACGAAGAAACAACAGAAGAAAAAGGCUUCAGCACAUUAAUUGAUCACUCGUCAGGAGAAAAUCACUCAAUUCCAUACAAAUUAAAUCAAUCAGAAAUUGAUACGAAACCUGCUCGCUCAUCAAAUCUGGUAAAAGGAACAACAACCACAACACGGACCAUAAAAUCCGUGCCUCAAACAACCUCCCAAAAUUCAUACGGUCGAGACGAAGAGCUUGAAUUUGAGCUUUUAGGAAGAAAUCAAAAAUCUCGGCCCACCUCUCCAUUACCUUUUUCAAAACCUUCGUCAAAAAGUAUUCCAAGCAGCUCUGAGGACGAACAUGAAUUACUUUACAAACCACCAGAUCAAUCACAUAUUACGCUCAAAGACAAGAAUGAAAUUUUGAAAUCUGUAGAACGCCUGAAAGUAAGACAACGCUAUUUAGAAGACAAGGUCAAAAAAGAAAACAAAGUAGCUGUUAAACCAAGAAUGAGAAUUACUUUUCAAACCAAGAAGGAAGAACCAAAGCCUAUCCACUCAAGAGUUUUCUCUGACUCCAUCCAACCUCUCACAUACAAGCAAGUUCAGUUUUCCAUAGAGGAGGAAAAACGAAGAAGAAGAAUUGAGGAAAAAAGAAAAGAGCUUGCAGAACGAAAGAUGCAGAAUGCUUCUAAGAUAAGAGAGGAACUAAGGGCCAGAGAAUCUGCAGUAAAAGCAAGAUUUUCUUAUGAAACGAAGGAUAUUCCCAAGCGACCGUCUACACCCUCAAUGACCAAACGCCCCUCUACACCAACCACAAACAAAAGGCCCUCCUCGAGUCACCAUGAACGGCCCAAGAGUUCCCUGGGAUCAACAGGACUUUUUCAUUCUUUUGUAAGCGAUAGCAGCUACAACUCAGAAAAGGAUUCCAAAGAGUUUAGCUUGCUCGUGAAAGAACAAGAAAAAUUGUUGAGCUCAAUACAAGAGUUGAAAGCAAAGCUGCAGGCAACAACCAAUGGCUCAAAAAAGAAGGUGUGA